UCCGCGACUGGUGGAGGACGGAGAAACCCGGGGGCGCCAUCUCUCGCAAGGUGACAGUUUCCCCUUCGCGCACCCAGGUCUCCGUCACACAAGCCAGGUCGACCCCCUGCGAGGUGAAGAAAUCUCGCAGGGUGGCGGUUUUGUUGCCUAUAUUCCUGGCAUUGCACAACACCAGUGACGGAGGUGAGUAA
Podarcis lilfordi (Lilford's wall lizard) is the source of this 191-nucleotide messenger RNA. NCBI's taxonomy places the organism in Eukaryota, Metazoa, Chordata, Lepidosauria, Squamata, Lacertidae. The record is from the annotation of a GenBank genome assembly.